GGCCCGUGUUCCCCAUGCAGCCCUUCCCGACCGCCCGCAGGCCCUUCCAGCCGGAGUGCCUCCUGGUUAGCCCCGACCCCACAAGUUUCGGGAACUACGGUCCCUCCAGCGCCCUCCCAACAGGCUCCUCACGUGUUCUUCCAGCCACGCCCCUCCCUGGCCCCAGAAGCCCCGCCCUCUUCAGUAACCAGACCACAACAGUGAACUAGGAGCACCAAGGACAGGACAGGCACUCCAGCAGGAGUCCCACCCUCUUUGGGAAAGAUGCCUUUUGGACUCUCUGCAGGGAGCACCGGCUUCGAGACUGGAAACGAGGCCUUCCUAGAGGGAAUGGUAGAUUGGGAGCUGAGCAGACUGCAGCGACAAUGCAAAGUGAUGGAGGGUGAAAGGCGGGCCUACAGCAAGGAAUUCCACCAGCGCAUCAAUAAGCAACUGGAGGAGAUCCACCGCCUAGAGGAGGGGCGGGGCAAACUUCAGGUGCAGAUCAGCGUCGCCCAGAGCCAGGUCAAGCGGCUGCGGGACAACGAGAGGCUGGAGAACAUGGGUCACUUGCUGAAGUGCCGGGCCCAGGUGCAGACCGAGGUCACGGAGCUGCAGGAGCAGACCAGAGCCCUGGACAGGCAGGUGGGUCCUGAGGCCAGACUCUGUGGGUCCUACUUAGGGGCGAGUGUCGUAAUUGCUUUGAGACUUAGCUUCACCUCCUCCAGGGAGGAGGCGAAGACCAAGAUGGUAAUGCUGCGGGAGAGAGCGGACAAGGAGGUGGCCCAGAACGAGACGGAGGUGCAGACCUUGCAGCGGCAGAUAGCGCACCUGGAGAACCUACACCACUUCCUCAAACUCAAGAAUCACGAUAGGCAUCCGGACCCGGCCAUCGUGGAGAAGCGCGAGAAACGGGCCCGGAAGGUGGCCGAGGGCCUCCGGAAGACUUCCCAGGAGAAGCUGGUGCUGAGCUACGAGGACACCCUGAAUAAACUGUCCCAGCUGACCGGGGAGAGGGACCCGGACCUGCUGGUGGAGAAGUACCUAGAGAUGGAGGAGCGCAACUUUGCCGAGUUUAACUUCAUCAAUGAGCAGAACUCGGAGCUGGAGCAUCUGCAGGAGGAGAUCAAGGAGAUGCAGGAGGCCAUGGAGAGCAUGCGCACCAGAGAAGCUACCCGGCAGUCACUGCAAGAGCAGCAGCGGGCGGUGUUGCAGCAACGCAUGGCAGAAGUGCACACAGAAGCAGACAACCUCGAGGCCCUCUCCCAGAAAUUACAGGGGCAGCUGGAGAAGCUCAAGGCCGAUAUCCAGCAGCUCUUCACCAAGGCCCAGUGUGAUAGCACCAUCAUCAAUGACCUCCUGGGGAUCAAGACCCAAAUGCGGGACAGAGACAUAGGCCUCUUCCUGGGCCUCAUUGAGAAGCGGCUUGUGGAGCUCCUAACCGUGCAGGCCUUCCUAGCCGUCCAGAACAACACCUCCUCCAGUUUGGCUGACACCGCCCUCCUGGUGCUGGGCCAGAACCCUGAGGAUCUUCCUAAGAAGAUGGCCCCACCUCAGCUCCCUGACAAUCUGGAGGAACCCCCAGGCUUUGAGGCCAAGGAAGACUAUCCUCUGAGCAAGGAGGAGCUGCUGAGCCAAGUGAGGAAGUUGCUAGAGGCGCGGGAGCAAGCUCGGGAGCAGCACCUGAAGGAGCCGGUUGAGGUCGUGAAGAGGGUUGACAGCAGCUCGAACAUAACCGUCGCCGGUAUCCAGAAAACCAGCUCAAGCACACCCCCAGUGACCAACAGGAGCCUUAGUAAUGUCCGCGGGUCUAUCCUGAGCCACGGGACUGGUGGCAUCCUGAUGCCCAGUGGAGGCCAUGUAACCUAUGGCUCCACCAGUGGCAGCCAGGCCUCAACUGGGGGCCGUGUGACCUUCAGACCCCCCAGCUCUAGCAGCUACCUGGGGUCCACUGGAUACUUGGGGUCCAGCAGAGGCCACGGAAGCCUAGGGGAUGUGCAGAGCAGAGGCACUGAGUCAGAAUCAAGCAGAGGCCUGGGGUCCAGCAGAGGCCAAGCCUCGAGUACUGGCCCAGCCUCCAGCACUGCUCCGGACUCCACCACUAGCAAAGACUCCCAGAGCUUCAACUAGGGGCACCCAGCCCCCACCCUGUCUCUGGCUCCUUGGAGGACCUUCUUUGUGUCUCUGCAUCCCGAUUUUCCGUGACCCUCCAUCUUUCUCUCCCAGUUCCAGACCUCGGCCCCACAUUUCUACCUCUCUGUCAUUGUCCCUGUAUCUGUUUGCCUCAGCUCUUCAUCAUCUCAUCUGUCUCCUGGUCUCUUUCUGUUUUCCACCCUCCCUUCCCUUUCUGCCUCCCAGUCUCCCAUUGUCUUGGUUUCCCACUCAGGGUAUCUGUCUUGUCUCCACAUCUGUCUCCCAUCUCUGCUCUGACCUCUCUGGUUCUCCCCCCACCUCCUGUUCCUGCUCCCCUAUUUCUAAUUCCCGCUCCUUGUCUCCAUCUUCCAGGCUCUCCCUGCAUCUCAUGACCCUGUCUCUGUAGCUCCUCAUUCCUUGCCCUCCCCAAGAGCCCCCAGUGCUGACCAGUGGGGCAGAGAGGUCAGGGUCAGCAUGAGCUGUGACCAUAGGAAAUAAAGGUCAGAACCUGACUUUUUUUACCCCA
Hipposideros armiger (great roundleaf bat) is the source of this 2638-nucleotide messenger RNA. It is a transcript of the gene ODAD1, whose product is annotated as outer dynein arm docking complex subunit 1. Bases 265 to 2109 code for a protein of 614 amino acids. NCBI's taxonomy places the organism in Eukaryota, Metazoa, Chordata, Mammalia, Chiroptera, Hipposideridae. Gene Ontology annotation, cellular component: axoneme. The transcript is spliced from 13 exons. Gene Ontology annotation, biological process: outer dynein arm assembly; cilium movement. The record is from RefSeq and is a predicted model, not a curated record.